Messenger RNA from Anopheles darlingi, 2012 nucleotides. Its product is annotated as nicotinamide riboside kinase 2. Gene Ontology annotation, cellular component: cytoplasm. The coding region runs from base 955 to 1800 and encodes 281 amino acids. Lineage: Eukaryota; Metazoa; Arthropoda; Insecta; Diptera; Culicidae. The transcript has 3 exons. The record is from RefSeq and is a predicted model, not a curated record.
UUGAGGUUUUGCGGGAAUUUUUGAACGUUUUUGAACAACGAAUUUCGUGAUAAAAAAUUGAUAAUUGCAGCAACAGUAGGAAUAACAGAGAAUCUCCAGCAAAUGUAUAGUGAAUAGAGGCUACCGCCGCAGAUCACGAACGCGCUGGAGGCUGCCUAGAAAGCAAGAAGCCCAGGAAGUACUUAGGGUAAAUCCUCGUCUUCUUCGUCUCCGUCUUUUUGUCUCCGAUUCGCGGAUAAAAUUCUGCGACCCAAGAUAAGAUCCAAUGAAUGGCGAUCCUUGGGCAGCUGGUUUUGGCGGCAACGUUUAGCCUCUUUGCGUACUACGUGUUCUGGGUGGCGGUCCUGCCGUUCAUGGUGAUCGAUUCGAGUGGGGAAGAAAGCUGGAUCUACUCGCUCUUUCCACCGAUUCAAUUUGCCUUCUUGCUGCCUGCGAUCUUUGGUGUGGUGCUAGUCGGUGGUUUGUCGAUCUUUUCCUGUUACCACUUGCGGGAGCAUCUCGGCACGCACAUCGUAGGAACGGUCGGUUGCUAGAAGGUGCACCAGAGAAGCAGAGAGAGAGAAAGACAGUUGUCUAUUUUAUCUCGCCUCGGUUACGUCGUGCGCUAGGAUGAUAAGCAGAUUGGGUUUAUUAGCGUGGAGCAUUAAGUGUGCAAACCGUGGAACAGAAAGCUUGUAAGCCAGCGAACCAUCUUACGACCCAUCGCCCUUAAUCCUUCCCAACGCCUGUACCUCACAACCUUCCGUACCCAUUGAUACGGUCGUUAGAGAUAAGAGCACCUCCCAGUGGCGCGGUCAUGGCUACACGAGGUUUUGAUUAGUAAACAUCACGAGUUUCCAACAUCAAACCCGCCCCGAUCGCCGCUCUUAUCGCGCUCAACCGGCACUCAACUGAUCGUCAGUCAUUUCCAUUCUGUGCAGAUACUUGCAGCAUUCAGGAUUUUCGGGCGGCAAAAUGGAAACGUGGUUAGUGAUCGGUAUAUCGGGCGUGACGAAUGGAGGUAAGACGACACUGGCCAAGUCGCUCGAAUCGUACCUUCUCUCGCAACAGGGAAAAGGAUUUUUUAAGGAAAACAUCAUGUUGAACCGUGUGGUGGCGCUGUGUCAAGAUGACUACUUCCUACCAGUGGACAGCCCGAAGCAUUGUGUGAUCGAGAAGCUGAAUCACAUCAACUGGGAAAUCCUGUCGUCGCUCGACAUGGAGCGCAUGUGUUACGAUAUCAUGAAACUGCUCGGUCACAAGUUCAUUCUUUACAACUGCCAGCAGUUGCGUGCACAGGAACGUGGCAACGAAUGUGGUGGUAUCGUAGAUCAGCUGGAACCGAUGAUCCAAGAUGAGGAUAACAUCUUUGCCGAUCACUUUCUGACAAACUUCCUUCGGAAAUACGAUGAGAAUGGAAACGGAGGUUGUGGUGGUACGGGAAGCGGGAGCUCUGGAGCUUCUGCAAGGACGACAAACUGGAUUAAAAAAUCGAAGAAUGAACCAUUCCACAAUGUGAGCAUUAAACUGAACGUGUUGCUACUGGAAGGAUUCCUGCUGUUCAACCACCCGAUCACGCUCGACCUGUGCGGCAUAAAGUUCCACAUACACUUGCCAUACGAGAAGUGCUACUCCAGACGAUUGCAACGUGUAUACGAUCCGCCCGAUGUGGUCGGUUAUUUUGAGAUGUGCGUCUGGCCCAUGUACGAGAAGCAUUACAAGGAGUUCAAGGAUCGGAAAGACAUCUUCGUGCUGAAUGGGGAAAUACCGCAGGAGAACAUCUUCAAUUACGUCCUAAACUGCAUCAAAGAUCUGCUCUAGAACCUUAGCAUUAGCAACUGUAUAGCAUCUGCUGUAACUGUGUGACAAGUACAAGAUAUCGAUGAAACAAGAUUCCACUUUACGGGUUAACGAGUUCCUUAGCUGUAAGACGCAUGUAGGCAUAAGCAAAAGUCUCACUGGUAGUGAGGCAGUCGGAAAACGGAAUGAUUUUGAAUGACCAAAUAAAUAGACUAAAGAGUCCUCCUAAGGUG